UAAACAUACUUAAGACUCUCUCAUUUGUAUUACAAAUUUAGUUAUAUCUGAGCCGUCUCUUAGUUCUGUUCGUGUAUAUUUUUCUAUAAAGUAGAGCGGAGGAGUGGUAAAGUUGCACCGCUCCCUGCUCAAUUCCCGCUCCGAGAUGUCACCCGCACCAGCCCUGGUUGCCGGCGACACGCUUUGUGAAAUCUUCAAUCCUUCGGGCAUCCUGAUUCUGUUACAAAAUACGGCGUAUAGGUUUCAAGACAAACGUCAUAAGACAAAGACCAAAAAAACAAGAGAGGGCGCUCUGCCAGUAGAGCGAGAGGUCGGCGAACAGCCACCCAACCUGAAUAUUAGUGAUGUCAUCGACGCGAUAUCGAGGGCGGACCCGCUGUUCGGCGCGGGCGUAGAAAUGCCGCGAUCGCCGGCGCCCCACGCGGGGCAGCCAUUUGUCCGGAUCGUCGAGCAACCAGCCAGCAAGGCCUUAAGGUUCCGAUACGAAUGUGAAGGCCGGUCAGCGGGUUCGAUUCCUGGCGUGAACAGCACGCCCGAAAGGAAAACUUAUCCCACGAUAGAGAUAUGCGGACACAAAGGAUCAGUGGUCGUCGUCGUGUCCUGCGUCACGAGAGAGGAGCCCUACAAGCCGCACCCCCACAACCUGGUGGGCCGGGAGCGAUGCAACAAUGGAGUGUGCACCUUCAAGACGUCCAUCACCGAGGAGAAUCCGCAGGUCUCCUUCAGCAAUCUCGGCAUACAGUGCGUCAAGCGGAAAGACAUCGCAGACGCGCUCAAAGUCAGAGAGGGGCUUCGAGUGGACCCCUUCAGGACGGGCUACAGUCACCGGAAUCAACCUCAAAGCAUCGACCUAAACGCAGUGAGACUUUGCUUCCAAGUCUUUAUCCACGAUGAAAGGAGCGGGAAGAUACGACUCUCGCUACCUCCCGUGGUCUCGGAUGUCAUCUACGACAAGAAGGCUAUGAGUGACCUCGUCAUCAUGCGACUCAGCCAGUGCUCCGACUUCCAUAAAGGAGGAACUGAACUGAUACUUCUCUGUGAAAAGGUGACUCGCGAGGACAUCGCCGUGGUGUUCUUCCAGAAGGAGGGCGAGCACGUGGUGUGGGAGGAGAGCGCCAACAUCGUGCUCGUGCACCGGCAGGUCGCCAUCGCCUUCCACACGCCGCCCUACCGCGACCCCAGCGAGCGGCGACACGUGCAGGUGUACCUCCAGCUGAAGAGGACAUCAGACAACGCAAGAAGCAAUGCCGUACCCUUCGAAUACAUCCCCGAAUACCAAGAUACGAGUUAUUUAAAGCAUAAGAGAUUGAAGACGAUAUCGCCGUCUGUCGCGCAUCAGACUUACGAACAAGACAGAUAUGGAAACGACCAACACAUCAAGUCGGAGCCGAGAGAUAAAACACCCCCUCACCAAAUGAACAGUCCGCUGAGGGUGUUCUCGCCGCCCUACGAAAAUGAACAAAUACAAGAAAACCCCUAUCAGUGGAAUAUGCAAGGGAUUGCCGGGCCCAGUCACCUGAGCUACGGACAGGACAUGCAGUGGAGCCCGAGCUACGUGCAGCUGUCCCCCAGCAUGCAGUCGCAUUCGCCGAACAUGUCGCCUAACUUACAAAUGACUAAUCUCCAGAACAUACAGCCGAACUUGCAAAGCCUCUCGCCGAACAUGCAAUCGAUGCCACCCAUGUCCCCCAACAUGCAAAUGUCCCCGAUGGGACAGGUGAUGCCGUCCAUGGAUAGGAUCUCCCCGAUGACUCACGGCGGGAUGUCCCCGAGCAUGGGGCAGAUGUCGCCCAACAUGGGGCACGUCUCUCCCGGCAUGGGGCACAUUUCUCCUAACUUAAUGCAACAGCAACAGGUGUCGCAGCAGGAGCUGCUGGAGACGUCCGCCAGCGACACGCCGUCGCUGACGCGGCUGCUGAUGGACCGCGGGGACGCCAUGCCGCAGCUCAACUCGGGCGAGCUGUCCGGCCUGUCGUCGCUGCUGGAGCGCGCGCCCGACCUCAGCGACAGCCUCAACCGCCUGUCCACCAGCGACCUGCUGCACUGACGCACCCCGGCGCGUGACCGAUUCGAAUAUACAUUAUGUAGUAUGGCUCUGUGAACUGUAUUGUAGUGAAACUAAGGAACGUUCUGCGAAUUGACCGAGUGGCUCUUGUACGGUUUCUAUACUCAAGAACGAGACUACUGGGUGUGCUGUCUAUGACGCCGAACUUAUACGUGUACUUUCGAACAUUUCAUGAUAUUCUUGACUUUUGGGACUUUAAAUUUUUCCUAGAGUUCAUUAAAAUCUAGAAAUGGCUAACGUUAGUGGUAAAAGUGUAAUGUUUAAUUCGAUACCAAGACUCAUACGAGAGUGUUCCAGUACCAUCUCUAUUCGAUUAGAAAUGACUAUUUGGAUAUUUUUUUUUUUUUUAUAAACCGAAGAAAACAAUAUUAAGGAAAAAAAAUGUAUUUUAAUAUAGAAGUGUGCUACUAAAUCUCAACUUAAUAAUAACUUUGAUCACAAAAAUGCAUAAUAGUAAUAGUUUUUUGUAGUUUUAAUUAAUUAAAAUGUUUUAUAUUAACCAAAAAACACAUUGAACGGCCAAUCGCCAUGUUUUAUGUGUGUUUGUAAAUUGCAUCAAUUUAUUGUAAUGUCUCAUAAAAGAUUUUCCCUUAAAAUGACAUUAUUUAUAUCAUGUCCGUACAUAUAUACAUAUUUUAUUAAUAAUAAAAAAAAUAAACAAAAAAAAAUUAAGUGUUAAGAUGCGCUUCCAUUAAACUAAAAGUUUUGUAAAUUAAUAAUAAAGAUAACAUAUCAAAAUGCAGUCGAUUUUGUAUAUUUUAUACAAACAGAGAAAAACUAAUUAUUCGUAAUGAAAUUGUGUAAAACUAGAUAUGUAUAUAUACAGAUAUAUAUAAAUGUUUUAUUUGUUUACUAAUCGUGCUAUUUUGUCCGCCAUUAUUAGCAAAUACAUUUAAAAAAUUAAAUGUUUUCGAUUUAAUAUUGAUUUAAAAAUAUUUAUGUAAUUUACAUACAAUUCAAUUGUUUUUAAUGAAUUAUAUCAAUAUAUCGAAUUGCAAUUAAUGAAUAAUAAGUGAUAUUAUUAUUAAUAACUAUUCGGAUUUCAUUUUGGGACGUUAUCUUCGGACACUUCCAUUAUCAUGAAGCUGAUGCGUUGAAGCCACAUCGCCUACUGCGAAUUAGAAAAGCUAAAAAAUAAAACAAAUUUCUAUUUUUAUUUUAAUGUAUUUGCUAAUAUUAGAAGUGUUUUGAUAUUUUUGUGAAUUUUAUGAGAUAUAAUUUACUGUUUAUUUUUGUUAUACUUUAUUGAGAUAAGCAUAGCAAAUAAGAUUAUUUUAUCAAUACUAUGUUACCAAAUAUUGAAUCGUUUAUGACUUUUAAAAUAUUUUAAACAAAUUUCCCUUUGUCACUGGUCAUGUCAUUUUUUUAUUGUCUGUUUAUCGUUUGUAUCAACAGAUUAUCAUUGAAAUAAAACAAUAUAUUAUAUAACAUAAGUAUCAAUUGAAGAUAAAACCUUAGGUGCUUGUGAUAUGCCCUCAGCAUCACUUCAAUCUUUGAGUUUCUGUUCGCCACACAUCACAGUAGCUUUUUUAAUGUGCAAUAAUAUAAGUUCGCAUUUAAUGUGUUAAGAAAAAAAAUGUUAGAAACAUAUGACAUGUUGAAAUCUUAAAAAUUAAAUAAUUGACAUUA
Nymphalis io (European peacock) is the source of this 3694-nucleotide messenger RNA. It is a transcript of the gene Dorsal, whose product is annotated as embryonic polarity protein dorsal. The transcript has 14 exons. The record is from RefSeq and is a predicted model, not a curated record. Lineage: Eukaryota; Metazoa; Arthropoda; Insecta; Lepidoptera; Nymphalidae. Gene Ontology annotation, molecular function: DNA binding; DNA-binding transcription factor activity. Bases 146 to 2047 code for a protein of 633 amino acids. Gene Ontology annotation, cellular component: cytoplasm. Gene Ontology annotation, biological process: cellular response to stress; inflammatory response; canonical NF-kappaB signal transduction.